Molecule: messenger RNA, 2535 nt
Organism: Oncorhynchus masou masou (cherry salmon)
Lineage: Eukaryota; Metazoa; Chordata; Actinopteri; Salmoniformes; Salmonidae
Gene: ubb
Product: ubiquitin B
Exons: 2
Coding region: 112-1941 (609 amino acids)
Biological process (GO): protein ubiquitination; modification-dependent protein catabolic process
Cellular component (GO): nucleus; cytoplasm
Molecular function (GO): protein tag activity; ubiquitin protein ligase binding; RNA binding
Source: RefSeq, a predicted model, not a curated record
ACGUUUUCUUUGUAUAAAUACAAUACAUGAACUAUAGACAAGGAGAAGCAAGGCGAAGCAAUUAAAGACAAUUUCGUGAAGAUUUUUUUUUUUUAGGUCAAUCGUGCAAAGAUGCAGAUCUUCGUGAAGACCCUGACAGGCAAGACCAUCACCCUCGAGGUUGAGCCAAGCGACACCAUUGAGAACGUGAAGGCCAAGAUCCAGGACAAGGAGGGCAUCCCCCCAGACCAGCAGAGGCUGAUCUUUGCCGGCAAGCAGCUAGAAGAUGGCCGCACCCUCUCCGACUACAACAUCCAGAAAGAGUCCACCCUCCAUCUUGUGCUGCGUCUCAGGGGAGGCAUGCAGAUCUUCGUCAAAACCCUGACAGGCAAGACCAUCACCCUCGAGGUUGAGCCAAGCGACACCAUUGAGAACGUGAAGGCCAAGAUCCAGGACAAGGAGGGCAUCCCCCCAGACCAGCAGAGGCUGAUCUUUGCCGGCAAGCAGCUAGAAGAUGGCCGCACCCUCUCCGACUACAACAUCCAGAAAGAGUCCACCCUCCAUCUUGUGCUGCGUCUCAGGGGAGGCAUGCAGAUCUUCGUCAAAACCCUGACAGGCAAGACCAUCACCCUCGAGGUUGAGCCAAGCGACACCAUUGAGAACGUGAAGGCCAAGAUCCAGGACAAGGAGGGCAUCCCCCCAGACCAGCAGAGGCUGAUCUUUGCCGGCAAGCAGCUAGAAGAUGGCCGCACCCUCUCCGACUACAACAUCCAGAAAGAGUCCACUCUCCAUCUUGUGCUGCGUCUCAGGGGAGGCAUGCAGAUCUUCGUCAAAACCCUGACAGGCAAGACCAUCACCCUCGAGGUUGAGCCAAGCGACACCAUUGAGAACGUGAAGGCCAAGAUCCAGGACAAGGAGGGCAUCCCCCCAGACCAGCAGAGGCUGAUCUUUGCCGGCAAGCAGCUAGAAGAUGGCCGCACCCUCUCCGACUACAACAUCCAGAAAGAGUCCACCCUCCAUCUUGUGCUGCGUCUCAGGGGAGGCAUGCAGAUCUUCGUCAAAACCCUGACAGGCAAGACCAUCACCCUCGAGGUUGAGCCAAGCGACACCAUUGAGAACGUGAAGGCCAAGAUCCAGGACAAGGAGGGCAUCCCCCCAGACCAGCAGAGGCUGAUCUUUGCCGGCAAGCAGCUAGAAGAUGGCCGCACCCUCUCCGACUACAACAUCCAGAAAGAGUCCACUCUCCAUCUUGUGCUGCGUCUCAGGGGAGGCAUGCAGAUCUUCGUCAAAACCCUGACAGGCAAGACCAUCACCCUCGAGGUUGAGCCAAGCGACACCAUUGAGAACGUGAAGGCCAAGAUCCAGGACAAGGAGGGCAUCCCCCCAGACCAGCAGAGGCUGAUCUUUGCCGGCAAGCAGCUAGAAGAUGGCCGCACCCUCUCCGACUACAACAUCCAGAAAGAAUCCACCCUCCAUCUUGUGCUGCGUCUCAGGGGAGGCAUGCAGAUCUUCGUCAAAACCCUGACAGGCAAGACCAUCACCCUCGAGGUUGAGCCAAGCGACACCAUUGAGAACGUGAAGGCAAAGAUCCAGGACAAGGAGGGCAUCCCCCCAGACCAGCAGAGGCUGAUCUUUGCCGGCAAGCAGCUAGAAGAUGGCCGCACCCUCUCCGACUACAACAUCCAGAAAGAGUCCACCCUCCAUCUUGUGCUGCGUCUCAGGGGAGGCAUGCAGAUCUUCGUCAAAACCCUGACAGGCAAGACCAUCACCCUCGAGGUUGAGCCAAGCGACACCAUUGAGAACGUGAAGGCCAAGAUCCAGGACAAGGAGGGCAUCCCCCCAGACCAGCAGAGGCUGAUCUUUGCCGGCAAGCAGCUAGAAGAUGGCCGCACUCUCUCCGACUACAACAUCCAGAAAGAAUCCACCCUCCAUCUUGUGCUGCGUCUCAGGGGAGGACUUUAAGUUUCCCCUGCUUUUUUCAAAAGUGACUAAAUAUAGUUUUUUUUAUUCUUGAAGCCAUAAAGGCAAAAUAAAGGUAUUUUGUGUUCAGUUUCCUUUCAUAGCUUUGAGAUGUUAUUAUACGUUGCAUUAUUGAUUAUCUUAAAUUGAUUACAUGAGGUGUCUUUCACAAUGUAUAAGAAAAAUGGCAUAUUGUCACACUUGUAAUGAAACAAUGCUAUUUAAUUAAACAUUUAUAUAUCUCUAAUUCUCCAACACUAUAAAUUGGGGCCCCAGAUUUGCAUUGUUUUCCUUUCUGUUAUCCUCCUAAGACCCAGCAAUUCAUUUUUCCUCUCUUGUGGACAUCAGUUCUUGUUCUUUAUCUUUAAGCAAGUUUCCCCUGCUUUUUUCAAAAGUGACAAAAUAUAUAUAUUUAAUUCUUGAAGCCAUAAAGGUAUUUUGUGUUCAGUUUCCUUUCAUAGCUUUGAGAUGUUAUUAUACUUUGCAUUGUUUAUCUUUGAUUACAUGAGGUGUCUUUCACAAUGUAUAACAAAAAUGGCAUAUUGUCACACUUGUAAUGAAGCAAUGCUAUUUAAUUAAACAUUUAUACAUGCUAAA